Molecule: messenger RNA, 2584 nt
Organism: Paramormyrops kingsleyae
Lineage: Eukaryota; Metazoa; Chordata; Actinopteri; Osteoglossiformes; Mormyridae
Product: tripartite motif-containing protein 16-like
Molecular function (GO): zinc ion binding; protein binding
Source: RefSeq, a predicted model, not a curated record
GGUAAAAUGGCAGCACUAGAUCCAAACCAGUUCUGCUGUCCAAUUUGUCUGGAUCAACUGAAGGAUCCAGUGACUACAGCCUGUGGACACAGUUACUGUAUGAGCUGCAUUAAGAGCUGCUGGGAUCAAGAGGAUCGUCGUGGAGUUUACAGAUGCCCGCAGUGCAGACAGUCCUUCACACCCAGACCUGUUCUGCGCAGAAACACCAUCCUGGCUGAGUUGGUGGAGAAACUGAAGGAGACGCCUGCUGACCAUUAUGCUGGACCUGGAGACGUGGAGUGUGAUUUCUGUACUGGGAGAAAACGCAAAGCUGUAAAUUCCUGCCUGGUGUGUCUGGCCUCUUAUUGUGAAACUCACCUCCAGCCUCACUAUGAGUCUCCAGCUUUUAAGAAGCACAAGCUGACUGAUGCCAGUGGACAUCUGCAGGACAAGGUCUGUUCCCAGCGUGACAAACCCCUGGAGGUCUACUGCCGUACCGACCAGCAGUGUAUCUGUGAUCUCUGUAUGACGUAUGAACACAGAGGCCAUGAUACAGUCUCAGCUGCUGCACGAAGGGAGGAGAUACAGUUACAGCUUGGGGUGAGACAGAGAAAAUGGCAGCAGAUGAUCCAGGAGAGAGAGAAGGAGCUACAGGAGCUGAGGAAGGUUGUGAACUCAGUCACCAUCUCUGUGCAGGAGGCGGAGGAGCACAGUGAGAGGGUCCUCACUGAGAUGAUCCAUUUAAUUGAAAGUAGACGCUCUGUGGUGAAAGGGCUGAUCCGAGAUCAGGAGAAGGCUGUAUUAAAUCAAGUUAAUGGCCUGCAGGAACAAGUGGAGGGGGAAAUUACAGAGCUGAAGAGGAGAUGUACUGAGUUUGAAGGCCUCCUACAAAUAGUGGAUCCAAUCCAUUUUCUCCAGACCGCAUCUGCCCCUCUGGGGUUUCCCACCUCUCCCAGGAUGCAUUUGAUUGUGGACAUGAGGAGUGCUGUCUCUGAGCUGAAAGGGACUUUGGAAGAUGUUUUACAAGAAGUCGAUGAUCUUCAGGUUGCAACACCUAGGUCAUUGAAAAAAAUCAUUAACCUACUGGAACCCACUCUCACCACACGCACAGCUUUUGCCUGUCAGCUUACGUUGGACCCAGAUACAGCGCAUAGAGACUUACGUCUGGAGAAGAUGGAGGUGGAAUUCUGCGGGCAGCCCCAGCCGUACCCAGAUAGCCCACACAGAUUCAAAUGGCACUGCCAAGUGCUGUGCAAGGAGGGCUUGUCAGGAUGGGGCUACUGGGAGGUUGAGCGGAGCAUGGACUGUGAGGUUCAGUUAGCGGUCUCGUACCGGGGGAUCGGUAGAAGUGACUGGGGUACAGACUGCUGUUUUGGAUAUAAUGAGUAUUCCUGGAGUUUGGCCUGCACUCCUUCUAGUUAUUCCUUCAGGCAUGAUAAAGCAAACACCAAUGUAUCUGGCCCCCUCACCCCCAGGAUAGGAGUGUACCUGAACCACAAGGCAGGAACUCUGUCCUUCUACAGCAUCUCUGACACAAUGACCCUCCUGCACAGGGUCCAGACCACGUUCACCGAGCCCCUCUACCCUGGGUUUGCUUUACCUUGGUUUUGGAGUAAAUUAAAAAUCUGCAACAUCGGUAAUGGGAGCAACAAGAAAAAAUGAAAAAAGAGAGGGGGUGCUAAUUUUUACAGACACUUCCGUCAGAUACUUAAAAUACUAAGAAUGUUCAAAUAAAUAAAUGAUUAAGAAAGAUUAGGUGCAUGUUAAACACCAAUUCCAGAAAAUAAAGGAAGGAAAAUAAGACUAAUCACUCAACCUGUCGGAGAUGGAUGACAAUCCAGUCUGUAGAAUUAAUUCACUCAAAAUAUUCAGAAGGAAAUGCUAAGAUAUGGGCCGAAAUUUAAUCAGAAGAAGUGUAAAAUCAUUAUAUCAGAAUCAGGAAAAGAAAGGGAUUAAUUUGACAUUUAAAUUCACACUUACAGGACUUUGGCUUGGCAUGAUGACUGCAGUAACAGAUAACAAUACACAGGGUCCAAAUAGGAGGACGGUGAUAACAUACCACAGUAGAGAAAUAUGGUACACAGGGGUGAAGCUAGGAAUUCUGGGGCUCCUCACAAAAUGGCACCUUGGCCCCCUCAGCAACUGGGGGGUGAGGCUCCACUUUGGUAGAUUUGGUAGAUUUUGCUAACCGAAGUCUCCCCCUGCCCCAGCGGCCCUGGGUGUCAUCGCAGACAGCGGAGAUUUAUACUUAAAGAAAAUUAACCAGCCAGUGCUUUCCGUAUGAACGUCACCUCAAGCUACCAAGCCAUGCUGCUGUAUAUUCAUGGUAAAGCAGCGAUAUCAGAGAUUGCAGUUAUAAAACUAAUCCCGCCUUGACAUUACUGUCCGAUUUAGAGCGUCUGGAAAGCAAAUGACAACAGAUUUUUUUAAUUUUUGUGUAACCAAUCCCUAUAACAUACAACACAAACAACACUUUUUUCCCUUACCAACCAUGCAGUAGCUUACAAAUUGGUUUACUCAGUAGUGUUGUACUGCUCUGAAUUUACUGAAAACCCUGAUGCAGAAGAGGUUGUAGGUGUAUGGAGGACGAAUAUCUGAAUCAUGA